This is a messenger RNA of Drosophila bipectinata, 1155 nucleotides long. RefSeq names its product deubiquitinase OTUD6B. Gene Ontology annotation, molecular function: cysteine-type deubiquitinase activity. NCBI's taxonomy places the organism in Eukaryota, Metazoa, Arthropoda, Insecta, Diptera, Drosophilidae. The record is from RefSeq and is a predicted model, not a curated record. Gene Ontology annotation, biological process: protein deubiquitination.
ACACUGUCACUACCUGCCAACUUUUUAUCCAAAAUUGUUUCUAAUUGUUUUUCGAGAUUUACUGAAUUAUUAAAUUAAAUAAAAAUAGAAAUAAAAUGGCAGGAGAGGAGGAGACAAUUGUGGAAUUGGAGAACCGCCUGGAGGAAGUGAAUCUGGAGGAUGUGGCCGCUAGACACCGCCGGGAGAAGAAAGAACUUCAGGCCAAACUUCAGGCAAUGAAAAAGAAUGCUCCAAAGAACAACAAAAACAAGCGAAAGGAGUUCCUGGAGGAGAUGGCACGUCUGGAAGGAGAGCUGGAGCAGCGUCAGAAAGCAGAGCUGCAGGCAGCCGAGGCCCAGGAAGCACCAGGAAAAGUCACAGAAGCCGUCGCAGAGGAGGUUGUCAAGAAGCCGGCUGUAAAAGAGGAUGACAAACAAGAAGAAAAUGAUGAGGAGGACCAGGCGCCCUCCAAUCAGCGUGUUUCCAAGGCCCAGAAGCGACGGGACAAGAAGGCCAAGGAGGCACGUGUCCGCGAGGCCGAAAUCAAGGUGGAGCUACAGAACGCUGCCAACCAGCCAUCUCCAAAGCUUAUCGAGUUGGAGCAGAUCACGGCCAAGUUAACCGGCCGGCAGCUGGCUCUGCACCACAUAGCCUCCGAUGGCGACUGUUUGUACCAGUCUAUACGUCACCAACUAAUCGUAAACGGUCUUCCAGGGCACAGUGUCCAGGGCCUGAGAGAAGAGACUGCCAAUUAUGUGCGUGCCAACAAGGACGCGCUCAUCAGCUACAUGACCCAUCCGGAGACGGGAGACCUGCUCGAUGACGAGCAGUUCGACAAGUACUGCCAGGAUAUAGAAAAGACUCACGCCUGGGGCGGGCACAUUGAACUUAAGGCCAUAUCAUCGCUGCUGAAAGUGCCCAUCGAAGUUAUUCAAGCAGAGGGAGCCGCCACGCUUCUGGGACAGGAGGAGUUCGGUGGUUCCCCGUUGGUGAUCUGUUACCACCGUCACAUUUACCAGCUGGGUGCCCAUUACAACUCCACCGUUCCAGUAGAGGCCUGAAACUAGCAACGAAAAUGGAAUAGAAAGCAUACAACGACUCGUUCAAGAAUUGAUUUUGUAACAGAUUUUGUUUUUAUUAAUAAUGUUGAUUUUAUAAAUACGUAUGCAUUUGGAA